This is a messenger RNA of Rotaria socialis, 1218 nucleotides long. Lineage: Eukaryota; Metazoa; Rotifera; Eurotatoria; Philodinida; Philodinidae. The record is from the annotation of a GenBank genome assembly.
AUGGCGAAUCCAAUUCGUAUUUGUAUAAUAGGUGGUGGGAUUAUUGGUGCUUCGAUUGGUUUUCAUUUAUCCGAAGCUGGAUGUUCUAAUAUAACUAUUGUUGAACGAACAAAUAUUGCUUGUGGUGCUAGUGGACGUGCAGGAGGAUUUCUUGCAAAAAAUUGGCGUUCAGGUGCAGAAGGAAAAUUUUCUGAGUCAAGCUUUUUAGCACAUGCUGAGCUUGCUCAACGUCUAAAGGACGACUUUUCUACAGAUGUUAUGUAUCGUCGUUUGACAACAUUUAAUAUAUCGAUAAAUGAAAAUAAUGAUAAAAUAAAUACCAGUAAACAUACUGGUGAUAAACAAUCAUUACCGGAUUGGAUUACUGCUAAUGUUCAUGAAAAAGAAAUGUUAGGAAAUGAAGAUACAACAGCACAAGUUCAUCCGGGAUUAUUAACAAAUGCUUUGGUAAAAAUUAUAGAAAGUCGAGGUGGACGUGUUAUUAUUGGUGCAGCAAAUGGAUUUCUUUUUGAAACUAUAACAACUCAUACAGAAAAAGAUGAACAUCAUCAAACAUCACCUGUUCGAGCUAUUAAAGUAUUAAUUGAAGAUCAAGAACCUAUUGAAGCUGAUAUAUUUAUACUUGCCAUGGGACCAUGGACAUAUCAAGCAGCACCUUGGUUUCGAGAUGCAAUUGUAUUUAAAGAAAAUAUUUCUCAUCAAUUAGAUGUUAUUGGUGGAGUCAAAGCACAUAGUAUAGUAUUGAAAAAUAAUCAACCAACAGAACCUUAUGCAUUUUUUCUCGCCUAUCAAUCACAUGAUGGUAAUGUAUUAGAUCCUGAAAUUUAUCCGCGGCCAAAUGGUGAUAUUUAUGUAUGUGGAUUUUCAGAAGAACAUACACAAAACUUGCCUGACAGUGGUAAUUCAGUAUCGAUUAAUGAAAAUAAUUGUGAACGGCUGCGUCAAAUAGCAGUUCAAGUAGCAUCAACAUUAAAAGAUUCUAAUGUCGAAAUAAAACAAGCUUGUUAUUUGCCACAAUCACGUGAUGGAAAUCCAUUAAUUGGACGUCUUCAUGGGUUAAAUAAUGUUUACAUAGCAGCGGGUCAUAGCUGUUGGGGAAUUUUAAAUAGUUUAGCUACGGGUGCACAAUUAACUCAAUUGAUUUUGAAAGGUGAAAUGUCACCGUUUUUAAAACAAUGUGAUCCAACACGAUUUUACCGUCAUGGAAGUCAUAAAUAG